AUGGCUCGCCCUCAAGAGAGCAGAUUGAAGGGAACAGCAAAAGAAAAGAAUGAGAGUCAACCUGCAGUAUCACAAGAUUCCUGCAUGCUUCUGCGACUUCCGGGUGAGAUACGCAACCUGAUCUAUUCGCACCUCUUCACCUCGACAAGACUCACCUUUGGCGAACGGAGCACAAGCCGUGUUUCCGCCAAAAGAAUGAAGCCUGCACCCAACUCUCUGGCAAUACUACGUACAUGCAGCCUGGUUAAACAAGAAGCAGGAGGUCUUUGGCUUGGUCAAGUCUUGUUCAACUUUGAAAAUCCAGAAGAUAUGCUUGACAAGCUCUCAGAGCUUCCUUCGACUACGCUUUCUCAGAUCCGUUAUAUCCGUGUGGGUGACGAUGACGAUGUAUACUACAGGCUUGUAUGGGUCCUCAAGUUACUUCCAGACUUGUGUCUGGAUACGCUCAGCGUUCUCGGCAUGUCUAAUGGCGACAUUGCCUACGACACCCUUAGCGGUUUAGUUAAGUACGGUAAUGGAUGGAAGGAGCUUCGAUACAUUACACCUAACUCUGAGAUGCUCGGCUUUAAGAGGCUGGAUUUGUUCAUGGCAGACCCAUACUGGCGGCAACCUCAACCGAGCACUUGGAAUGACAUUCUGAUCCAGCGGGACGGUCUGGAUUCCAGGGCCUCCGUCACAAUUUACCGCUCUACUCAAUCUGGUACGCCAGGCGCAGUGCUCAAACCAGAGACACGUCAGCUCUUUGAGCAAAAGCCGUCUACAGAAGAUCUAGAAAUGUUCGGAGUGGAAGAAGACAAGCAGCUGCUAGGAAUGAAUGAAAGAGGAAAAGAAUUACUAGUGGUCGUAAGACGAGGUUAUCAAGCUGACAUCUCAGAACAAGAUAGUCCCCCGUAUUUAUUGGAGAACGACAUUCGGCAAUGGGCGCAUGGCUUGACUUGGGCAGAGAUUCGGCGCCAGUGCAUUGACUUCUUAGCCGAGAGUAGUGACGAUGACGAUCCCGACUUUAUAGAGAAAGGUGAGGACGUCGAGGCCGAUAGGUAUAAUGAUGUUGACGAGUACGAAUGGAAUUCUGUCAUCUAG
This is a messenger RNA of Talaromyces stipitatus ATCC 10500, 1080 nucleotides long. RefSeq lists its product as uncharacterized. NCBI's taxonomy places the organism in Eukaryota, Fungi, Ascomycota, Eurotiomycetes, Eurotiales, Trichocomaceae. The coding region runs from base 1 to 1080 and encodes 359 amino acids. The record is from RefSeq and is a predicted model, not a curated record. The transcript has 2 exons.